Messenger RNA from Heterotrigona itama, 339 nucleotides. The record is from the annotation of a GenBank genome assembly. NCBI's taxonomy places the organism in Eukaryota, Metazoa, Arthropoda, Insecta, Hymenoptera, Apidae.
AUGCCGAGAAGCGGCUGCAGCGGGAAAACGACGAUGCUCGGACGGAGCAGAGCCAGGACGAUAGUCCUGGUGGGCCUAGUGUUGCUGACGUUGCUCGACACGGUGAACAGCACCCCUUACAAGAGGUCGUUGCUCAGGCUCUGUUCGAAAAGUCUCAGCGACGCUUUGUACCUCGCGUGCAAGGGCCGCGGCUACAACGAGCCGUUUUCCUACAGCGGCGAGGACGAUCCGAUGGACUCUGUGGGGCCGGGACUCGCGGAGGAAUGUUGCUACCAUCAGUGCAGCUACGCCCAGCUGGAACAGUAUUGCAAGCCGGACAAGUCCAGUUCCGUGGACGCC